UCACAAAGUAUUAUAUUCAAUAUAUUGUUAUACUUCAUUUAAGUAAUUAUUAUGAAUUUAACAUUUAAAUAGAGUGAAAUAAAAUAAAAUUUUGCUAAAAAUUAUUAUUAUCUUAAAUUCUAAGAUGAGGAUAAUUUAUUUAACAAAAGUCUUACUACAAUUUUUGAUUUAUGUAAAAGGUCAACAACCAUGUUAUCAAACCAUGAAAAAUCCACCAAAGCCAAUAUUUGGCUCAAUGAGUCCAUAUCCAAAUGACUCAAUGAUCGAGAUACCAGAAGGAUGCAAACCAAUUCAGUUAUGGGUUUUCUCAAGACAUGGUACUCGACAUCCUGUAUUACCUGUUAUACUAAAAAUGAACUCUCUAACUCAGUAUAAAAGUUAUAUAAAUUCAACAGACAUGUGUCAAGAAGAUAAAGAUGCUCUUAAUAAAUGGCAACCAACAUUGGAUGAAUUUGAAGCAAAAGAAUUAAACAGUCAAGGAAAAGAUGACUUAAAAUCACUUGGUAAAAGAGUUAGAAAAACGUUUAUCGAGUUAUUUAAUACAUCAUAUGACUCCAGUAAUUUUCAAAUACUAUCAACUAAGAAAGCACGUUGUGUUUAUACCGCCAAAUAUUUUCUAAAUGCUUUAUUUGAUGAUAUAGUUGUCAAGGAUAUUGAUGAAAUACCAACUUAUGAAAAUAAUGAUCCUAGAUUAGACUUUUCAAUAGGAAUAUCAAGUAAACCUAAUGAUACGGUAAGGUGGGAAGAUCAAGUACAAAAAUUUAAAAAGAGCUCGCACGUACAGUCAGUUGUUCAAAGUGUAGCUCAAAAAAUGAAAUAUAGUGAUCUAGAUAUUGAAAAAGUAUUGGUUAUGCAUGACGCAUGCCAAUAUGAAAAAACGUGGCAUCUCGCAUCUCUUCCAGCUUGGUGUGCAUUUUUUUCUGAGAAGGAUCUAGAGGUUCUUGAAUAUCUUGAUGACUUACAUCGUUAUUACUUUAACAGUUAUGGUAAUUCAUAUAAUGAAAGAUUCGGUUGUCCACUAGUUAAGGAUAUGAUUGAGAACUUUAAGAAAAAAGUUGAAAGAUCAGAAGGGCCAAGAGGAGUGUUUUAUUUUGGACAUUCCUCAAAUUUAUUAAGCUUAAUUUCUCGGUUAGGAUUGUUUAAGGACACUGAACCAAUAACUGCUGAUAAUUUCGAUAAAAUGAAAAAUAGAAAGUUCAGAACUUCUUCCAUAGAUUCCUUUGCUUCAAAUAUGAUAGUUGCCCUUUAUAAAUGUGAUGAUGGUAAUUACAAAGUAUCUUUUUAUGAAAAUGAAAAACCUGUCAAAAUUGGAGGUGACCAUGGAUGUUAUGACUGCCUAUGGAAAGAUCUUGAACAACACUUAGUUCCGAUUACUUCUGACAAAAAAUGUACAUUUGAAGAUUCUCAAUCGAAUUCUGCAAAUUUCAGUUAUAUAGAAUUUUAUUUACUUCUACUAUGUGUUUAUAUAACAUUUAUGAAAUAAUUUUCAAUCAUUAACAAACCAAAACUGUUUGUCAAUAAUUAAGCAACUCAAGUUUUUUACUGAUUAUUCUAUUCUUUAAUGAAUAUAAAACAUGUUUUAAAAAGUUUUACAAAUAAUUUUCUUUUAACAAUUUCU
Molecule: messenger RNA, 1618 nt
Organism: Daktulosphaira vitifoliae (grape phylloxera)
Lineage: Eukaryota; Metazoa; Arthropoda; Insecta; Hemiptera; Phylloxeridae
Product: multiple inositol polyphosphate phosphatase 1-like
Exons: 7
Coding region: 125-1483 (452 amino acids)
Molecular function (GO): acid phosphatase activity; inositol phosphate phosphatase activity
Source: RefSeq, a predicted model, not a curated record